This is a messenger RNA of Capsicum annuum, 711 nucleotides long. Its product is annotated as G-type lectin S-receptor-like serine/threonine-protein kinase At4g27290. The transcript is spliced from 4 exons. Gene Ontology annotation, molecular function: ATP binding; protein kinase activity. The coding region runs from base 1 to 711 and encodes 236 amino acids. Gene Ontology annotation, biological process: protein phosphorylation. The record is from RefSeq and is a predicted model, not a curated record. NCBI's taxonomy places the organism in Eukaryota, Viridiplantae, Streptophyta, Magnoliopsida, Solanales, Solanaceae.
AUGGCUAGGGGUAGAGUUGUCACUGGUUUUGGAGGUUGGCCAAAGCGUUUCAACAUCAUAAAUGGAAUUGCUCGUGGAUUGUUGUAUCUCCAUCAAUAUUCUCGACUACGGAUUAUCCAUAGAGACCUUAAAGCAAACAAUGUUUUACUAGAAAUGGAAAUGAAUCCAAAGAUUUUAAACUUUGGCAUGGCCAGAAGUGUUGUAGGAAAUGAGAUGGGAGCAAAAACACGCCAUGUGCACAGUGGGUAUAUGUCCCCUGAAUUUGUAGUAGAUGGGAUUUUCUCAGUAAAAUCAUAUGUGUUUAGCUUUGGCAGAUUAAUGUUGGAGAUUGUAAGUGGCAAGAGAAAUAGAGGAUUUGUCCUUCAAGAUAACAACCUUAACCUUAUCGGUCAUUUUUCAUUCUGUUUAUAUGAUGUGUAUGGCCAUUUUGAGGUUCUCCACGCAGUGGGCGAGGUGGCCUAUGAGUUAGCUUUACCUCCAUACUUUGUCGCUGCUCAUCCAGUUUUCCAUGUCUCCAUGCUACGGAAGUAUAUUCGUGACCUGUCCUAUGUGCUAAGGUGGGACUCAGUCCAGUUAGAUGAGCAGUUGGCCUUUGUAGAGGAGCCCAUGCUUAUCUUGGCUAGUGAUGUGAGGCAGUUGCGUACUAGAAAGAUUUCUGUAGUUAAGGUUCAGUGGAGCACCGCCUAUUGGAGGGGGCCACUUAGGGGUUAG